Paramecium octaurelia is the source of this 3201-nucleotide messenger RNA. The record is from the annotation of a GenBank genome assembly. Lineage: Eukaryota; Ciliophora; Oligohymenophorea; Peniculida; Parameciidae.
AUUUAUGCAAGAGGACAAAUUCAAUGACAUUCAGGUGUCCCAAUAUACAGCUGAUAAGUUGAAAAAGCAAGCGCUAGAGUACAAGAGGCUUCAAGAUACUUUUUCUAAGAGAUUUGCAUCGGACGCCAACACUUAAUUUUAUGUUUUAAGCACAAAGUAUUUUAAAUGGAAAAUAUAAGAUGGCUUAAUCAAUGGAAGCAACACGUUUCGUAUGAUGAGAUCGUGGCUAACAAAGCACCCUGUAAAUACUUUGGAAGAAUCACACUCGAAAGAAUUAACGAUGAUUUGGAGGAUAUUGUGUAGAAAUGUUUUAAGUACUACCCAAUCAGCAAUCACCCAUGGAAUACAUACAUGAAACAAGAUUUAUAAGAAAAUGUGGACUAUGUAGUUAUUGAUAAAGAAAUUUGGGAAUUUUUUAUAUCAUAUUAUUCAGGCACUGCAAUAAUCAGAAAUUCAAAUGGUAGUGGAAAGGAUAAAUAGGUGGCUGUAAAUUUGUUAAGAGUAUUUAUAAUGUAUUAAUCUUUAGUUUAAAUGCGUCUUGCUUUAUCCCUCAAUAAUCAAAUAAAUAUCUUAUGACAGUAUGCAGAGACAAACAUUUGAGAGUGAGGUAUUGCAAGUUGAUAGAAAUAUGAAAUUCAAAGAUUAUUAAAAUUUGAUAUAAAGAACGGUGCAUACUUUCUCAGGGAAUUUCGCUAAAGAUAACAAUGUCAGAAUUUGGAGAUACGUCACAGACUAGAAAGAUCAAUAUAAAGCUUUGUUUAAUGAAAUUAACAAAUAAGUAAGCUAAUUAGAAAGUCAAGAUGAUAUGUGCUUUGAUUUCAAUGGAGAGUUACUUACACAUCAAUAGUAUGAUUCUAUUGAAGACGUCGGUAUUAUUGACACAAAUGUCAUUGUAUUCGAAGUAAUUAUGCGAUUUACACAUUUAGUUCAAAGAUGAUUAUAAACCAUGGUGCAUUAGAAAUUAAGCAGUCUAGAUAGAAGGAAAAUGUGAAAAUUGUCAUGUCUUCAAAGUUCUAUCCUUCCCAUGCAUUUGCAGAAAGGUCUCUUAUUGCAAGGAGGAAUGUAGAUAGAAAGAUUAUAAUUAUCAUAGUGCUAGAUGUGAAAAGCAUGGUUCAGACGAUGAAUCAGUUAAAUCGCUUACUCUUACAUAAACAUCAGUUAAGGGCAUCGUGGGUUUAAGCAAUUUAGGAAACACAUGCUUUAUGAAUAGUGGAACCCAAUGUAUUUCCAAUUCUUAUCCUUUGGUGGAAUAUUUCUUGAAGAAUUUAUAUUUUGAUGAGAUCAAUAUGGAAAAUCCUUUAGGCACACAAGGACAAUUGGUGAAGAAGGUUGGAUCCCUCAUUAAAAAAAUGUGGUGCGGAGAUAGACAAACCAUAACUCCCACCAAUUACAAAAAGGCUGUUGGUCAAUUUUAACCAAUGUUUAAGGGCUUCCAUCAACAUGAUUCAUCUGAGUUAAUAACAUUUGUUUUGGAUGGAAUUCAUGAGGAUUUGAAUAGAGUCAAAAAGAAGCCAUACGUUGAAACUAAGGAUUAUGAUGGUCGAUCUGAUUUUGUUGUUGCUAAGGAGAGUUGGUUAAAUCAUCUUGCUAGAAACCAAUCCAUAAUUGUCGAUCUCAUGCAUGGUCAAUACAAAUCAACUUUGAAGUGUCCAACUUGUCAACAAUUUUCAAUUACAUUUGAUCCCUACUUAAUGGUUUAAUUGGGUAUUCCAAGUUAGAAGAAAAGAUCUAUUCAAUUCAAAUUUUACAAGGACUUAUUUUAAUAUUAGUAUAUCUCAAUCCCAUUUGAUAAAACCAAAAGCAUUGCUUUAAAAGAUUAUUUGAAAAUUCUGGGUGAAGAACUUAAAGUCGAUCAUUAAUAAUUGUUUGGUUACAUCGCAAACAUGUACACCUCCUUUGAAUUUUUGGAUGAAAAUAAAAGCAUUGUUGAGAUUAGAAAGAGUGCAAAAAGGUCAUAGCUUUGUUUUAGAUAAAUUACUGAUCUAGAACUUAAAAUGAAUAAAAAAUUCCCUAUUUAAUUCUCUAACAAAUACUUUGAGCAAUAAUAUAAAAAGUCCUAUUUUUAGUCUGGUGCAAUUAUAGUUGAUGGAUUAAUGACAUUGAAAUAGGUGCAUCAAUAAAUCUUUACUCAUUUCAAAUAAUUUUUUUCAGAACAUGAAAAAGUAGAUUAUGAGAAAUAAGUCUUGAAUUCAGUAUUUAUUCGAUUAUAUCUAUUAGUAUUAUUCUUUAGUUUACAAAACUAAUUAAAACUAUUGGAAUCCAUGUGCCUUUUGUAAUUCAAAGAAUUGCAAUGAUUGUGAAGUCAAAUAUGAUGAUGAAACAGUUGAAGAAGUCAAAAAUAGAGCCUUAAAAGUAGAUUAACAAUGUAAUUUUGAAAUUGUCAUCAUUUGGAAAUAAAGUCCAUUUAAAUCAGCUAAAUUACCAGAUAUUUUUGAUCAUUUUUUCAAAACAAAUAAAAUCGAAAGUAUUUAUUAGAUUAUAUCCUUUAAGUAUAAGACAUAAACUAAAAAAGCUCAAUGUCAUCUACAAUAAACUCCAAUACUUCAUAAGGCAGUGUUACUCUUUAAGAUUGCUUAUAAUACUCACAGAUGCCUGAAUAACUUAAUGCAGAGAACACAUGGUAUUGUAAAGUGUGCAAAGAACAUGUUUAAGCAUAUAAAAGCAUGCAAAUAUAUAAAGUAUAAUGUUUUGUAAAUGUUUUAGGCUCCUCAAAUAUUAAUCUUCACAUUGAAGAGGUUUAAAGCUUCAAAUAGAUUAUUUAAACAAAAACUAGAAACCUUAGUUGAUUUUCCCAUCAACAAUCUUGAUAUGACAGAUUUUAUUAUUAACUCAAAAACUCCUUGUGAUUAUGAAAAUGAAAAUGAAACCAAUAAUGGAGAAAAUAAUAAGCAAAAAGUUAUUUAUGAUUUAUAUGCUGUGUCUAAUCAUUUUGGAGGAUUAGGAGGUGGCCAUUACACUGCAUUGGCAAAGAACAAAGUAAAAUUAAUAUCAAAUAUAUUAGUUCACCAAUAAAUGGUACAAUUUUGAUGAUUCAAUGGUUGGCGAAAUACCUGAGUCAUCUAUUGUUUCAAAAUCAGCUUAUGUGUUAUGCUAUCAAUUGAGAACAGAUGAUUCUAAAAACUGCUAAGAAAAAACAAUGUAAUCUAUCUAAGAAUGAGAAGUAGAUUUAAUAAGUAUAAUAUAAAAUUUUUUCACAACCCC